CGGCCGCCGCAGGUAGAUCGCUCCUGCUGCUGCUCUGCUCCCGGGGAGGCGGUGGGGGAGCCGGCGGCUGCGGAGCGCUGACUGCCGGCUGCUUUCCAGGGCUGGGUGUCAGCCGCCACCGGCAGCACCAGCAGCACCGGACGGUCUUUCAUGACCAUUCCUUCAGUGGCUGGCAAGAUACCCACCUCACUCUUCAUGUUCCAUGCCAGUGACAUCUUAGCUGCUAGAGUGUGGAGCUGGCCUGUGGGAGUCAAGUAUUGGUGAUGUGACCUGUUCAUGCAGGGGAAUCUUGAACAUUCGCAGGUGCACCAGAGGCCGGCAUCCUGGCAGAGCUUGGGAGCUGCGUAUUGCAGUACAGUUGCGCCCUCUGAUGAUGUGACAGUGGUUUAUCAAAAUGGGUUACCGGUGAUAUCUGUGAAGCUACCGUCCCGGCGUGAGCGCUGCCAGUUCACGCUCAAACCUAUCUCCGACUCUGUUGGUGUGUUUUUACGACAACUGCAAGAGGAGGACCGGGGAAUCGACAGGGUCGCAAUCUAUUCUCCAGAUGGCGUUCGUGUUGCUGCCUCUACAGGAAUAGACCUCCUCCUCCUCGAUGACUUCAAGCUUGUCAUUAAUGACUUAACGUACCACGUACGGCCACCAAAGAGAGACCUCCUAAGCCAUGAAAACGCAGCAACCCUGAAUGACGUGAAGACGCUGGUCCAGCAGCUCUACACCACACUGUGCAUCGAGCAGCACCAGCUCAGUAAGGAGCGGGAGCUCGUGGAGAGGUUAGAGGACCUCAAGCAGCAGCUGGCCCCCCUGGAGAAGGUACGAAUUGAAAUUAGCAGGAAAGCUGAGAAGAGGACCACCUUGGUGCUAUGGGGUGGCCUUGCCUACAUGGCCACGCAGUUCGGCAUUUUAGCCCGGCUUACCUGGUGGGAAUACUCCUGGGACAUCAUGGAACCCGUCACCUAUUUCAUCACGUAUGGAAGUGCCAUGGCCAUGUACGCAUAUUUUGUAAUGACGCGCCAGGAAUAUGUUUACCCAGAAGCCAGAGACAGACAAUACUUAUUAUUUUUCCAUAAAGGAGCCAAAAAGUCACGUUUCGAUCUAGAGAAAUACAAUCAACUCAAGGAUGCAAUUGCUCAGGCAGAAAUGGACCUUAAGAGACUGAGGGACCCGUUACAAGUACACCUGCCCCUCCGACAAAUUGGAGAAAAGGAAUGACUUGAGAUGAGAGUGAAUCCCGGCAGAGAGAACACCUGUCUGUAACUCAAGCCUUUUUAAUUAAAGCAUUGCAGGUGGAAGCUGGGGCCAUGUGGGGUAGAGGGUGUUUACCUUUAAUUCUCAAACAAAACACAACAAGGAUCUUAGGGGGGAAAAGGGAUAUCAAACUCUGAGGAUCAGGCAUCGUGGAAUACAAGUGCAAAGGGCUUAGUGAAUCCUGUCUUACGCAUCUUCGUUUCCAAAUGAGAGUGAUGCAGUUAUGGCUGAGAGAGCGGAGCAAACAUGAUGCUGGGGUGUUCAGUCCUUGCAUCUUUGCAGGGUCUGCAAAAACACUAACACACCAGCACCCCAUUCAGCUCUAGGUUUGUUUUUUGGUGUUUUUUUUUUUUAUUUAAAGUUUCUUAUUUUUGACAUAGGAAUAAAUAACUAUAUAAGAAAAGCAAAUCUCAUGAUGCAUGGUUGGCAGGGUAUGAGCUGGUGUGGUUAGCCUUCAUUUUAAACUGGGCACAGGCUCUGCAAAGUUACCAGAAUCUCUCCAUUCUGCGUCCCUUUCCUCGCCACCUACCUAUUAUGUAUACCUGUUGGUUACACUACCUUUAUCCAAAUAAUCAUUGGAAUCAAUUUAUCAUUGUUUGAUGAUUGACACUUGGAUUGUCUCUUAAUGAGUCCUCAUGUCUGUCGCCCAGGACUCAGAAUCAGUGUCUAGAAAUCACUGGCAAUACUGCAUGAGGGU
This is a messenger RNA of Acomys russatus (golden spiny mouse), 1942 nucleotides long. It is a transcript of the gene Mcu, whose product is annotated as mitochondrial calcium uniporter. The record is from RefSeq and is a predicted model, not a curated record. Gene Ontology annotation, molecular function: uniporter activity; calcium channel activity. Gene Ontology annotation, biological process: calcium import into the mitochondrion; mitochondrial calcium ion homeostasis. The coding region runs from base 277 to 1209 and encodes 310 amino acids. Gene Ontology annotation, cellular component: uniplex complex; mitochondrial inner membrane. NCBI's taxonomy places the organism in Eukaryota, Metazoa, Chordata, Mammalia, Rodentia, Muridae. The transcript has 10 exons.